This is a messenger RNA of Stylophora pistillata, 4879 nucleotides long. RefSeq names its product protein SFI1 homolog. Gene Ontology annotation, molecular function: phosphatase binding. NCBI's taxonomy places the organism in Eukaryota, Metazoa, Cnidaria, Anthozoa, Scleractinia, Pocilloporidae. The record is from RefSeq and is a predicted model, not a curated record.
AAGUCUUCGGUUUGCUACCGAGAGCAUUUCAGAGUAAACAUGACAGGCUGUUUUAGUUGAGAAGAUCGAAUCGAACAAUUACAGUUAAAAAUGCAAGAAGACAGCCCAGGUAGUAGGGGAAAACGCACAAGAAAUGAACGUUACAGUACACCAACAAAACCAAAGCAGUUGUCUGUGAAAGCUGCACGGCAAAAGGCAAAGGAAUUUGCCACAAAAGAUGACAAGCCUACUCGUGUGUUGGCAAAGCAAGCCAUUUUAAAGGAACUCAGGGCUCAACUUGCUGUUAGAGCUCAUGGUCUUGUUCCACGAAAUCGAAGCGAGGAGGAAAAAGCUAAGAACGAUCCAGUGCAUUUACCAGUAAGCAACACAAAGAAACAGGAUAGAAAACCAGUUAAAUCAACAUCCAAGCUUCCGAGAAGAGUAGAUGGAGCCUAUGCCAGUGUACAAAAGCAAGGACAAACAAAAUCUGUCGUACAACCCAAGAAGAAGAUUCCUCAACAAGAAGCAGGUUUUGCUGAUAAAGGAGACAACCAACAUGAAAAAAGAAGAAAAAGGUUUUUAGCUGAGAAGUAUCUAUUUAUUUGGAAAAACAAGACCUAUGGAAGGUUAACUCCAGCUACAGCAAGAGCCCAUUAUGAAAAAAAGCUGAAGCGGCAUACACUGCAGGUAUGGCAGGAUAUUUGGUGGACAGGGAGAAAGGGGUGGAAGCUUAAUGUCAGAGCUGAUUAUCACAACAGAUAUAGACUUUGGCAAAAGUCUUGGAAAGCAUGGAGACAGUAUGUCAUUUAUUGCCGAAUAAAAGCGACAAAGGAUAAGUUGGCUCAUCACAGGGCACAUCAUUCAUUGCUUGCAAAAUGUUGGUCUGGCUGGAAAGCAUACAUUAGAAUCAGAAGAGGCAAAAGACAACAGAAUGACAGAGCAAUGGAUUUGGCUUACAAGCAACUAAAAAAGUAUGUAUGGGAACACUGGCUGUCACAGUUGGCUUUCAAGGAAAAGUUACAGCACAUGAACAAUGAAGCCCUUCAGUUCUGGGCAGCUUGUCUAAUGUCUAAGGCUUGGAGGAUAUGGACAACCUUGUAUUUUGAAAGAAUUGAAGAGAGGAAUAGGUUGAGAAUGGCUUCACAAUACUCUGACAGAAUAUUACUGCUUAAAGUAUGGAGAGGAAUGAAAAACUACAAGGCUGUUAAAAGAUUGAAACAGUUAAGGAGAGAUGCUGCAGGAAGACACUUUUCCUUAAUAUUACUGAAAAAGUCAUUUCAAACAUGGGUGGUAAGUUGGCAGAGACAACUAGAGCUUGCUCAGUUUGAUGACUUGAUUACCUACAAGGGCAAUGUGGCUGUAGCCAGGAGAGUAUUAAUUCAUUGGAAACACUACAUUUCUCUGAAGAAGGACAUGUACAAGAAUGAAGAUGUUGCUGCCAACCACUAUGAAAAACAUUUGCUGACAAUCUGCUUCAAUGCUCUUCAUCUGCAAUCAAUUCAGAGAAGACUUAAAGAAAUGCGAGUAAAGAUGGCUGAUGAUCUGCACAAGAAACUUAGACUUCAAAGGGUGUGGAGCAUUUGGCUAAAGCGAUGUGAGCAUUCUGAGGAGCUGAAGCUUCAUGCAGUAUCCAGGAGAGCAAGAGCACAUUACAGGCUUCAGCUGAAGAGGAAGCUUUUUAUAAUUUGGGUGAGGUACUGUCAGUGGAGAAGAUUCAGAAAAUCUCAGUAUGCAAAAGCUGAUUAUCAUUUCCGUGAGAAAGCAUUGCCCAGGUAUUUUUGUCAAAUGAUGAUUUUUGUUGAUCUGAUGCAUGCUCAAAAAGAAACUAUUCUUGCUUCCAAGAAGUUCAGACGUGAAGCACUUUUGGCAAAGUCAUUUUACUUGUGGUGGAGGAGAUACCAGCUUAUGAUGGACAUCAGAAUGAUGGAAAGGAUGGCCAUUCUUCAUAAUGAUGAAGUUGUGAAGAGGCGCUGUCUUCGAUUUUGGACUCAACAAGCACGGAAAGUAUUACGUGAAAGAAGGCUUGAGGUUGUUGCCGAUGAUCAUUACCAUCACAGAUUGUUGCUGAUGGGGAUAAGGAGAUGGAGAGAGUUUAACCGAGAAAUGAAAGAAAGUCGUUCAGUGCAGCAUUUGUCAGUAAGGCAUUACUACAUCUAUCUGUUGAAAAAGACUUGGACAGCAUGGCAACGGUUUGUUUAUUUCAGACAGGUGAAAUGGCGAAAACAGACUCGUGCUUCCCUUCAUUAUCAACGGCGUCUUCUUUCACUAGUAGUCGGUGCUUGGAAGGAUCAUUACCAACACGCCAAGGCUGUUGAAACACGGUGUGAACAGAGACUUCAAACCUGCAAUACGGAUCGACUUAGAUCUGCCUUUGAAACGUGGAAGAAGAACAGUAAAGCAGAGAAAGAACAGAGAAAGAAUAAAAUUAUUGGUGACAGAUUUUUUGAACGAGCAUUACUUUCCAAGUGUUUGUCAUUUUGGAGAGAAUUUGCAGCCCACCGCGCGGUAAGGAAAUGGCAACAGUGGCAACGUGUUCGGGAAAUUCAGCAGAAACUAGAUAAAGGUAAAUUGUACCGCUCAUUUCGCGCAUGGAAAUCAUUCAAAAGGAGGUCAGUAAAAGACAAGAUUCUCAAAAACAAGGCUUUGGACCACUAUGAGAAGACGCUGCUUGGUAAAGCCGUGUUCACUUGGAAAAGCUACAUACAUCUGUGUUUUAGGAUCAAGAUUCUGCAAAGGCAAAGCAUGUGGCUUCAUAAUCGAAGAAUUACAGCUGCGUUCUUCAGAAAAUGGAAGAAACAGCAUGGCGGUAUAGUUUACGAAAAGAGACAGACAGUACAGGCUUUGUGGCAUUGGAGUGUUACUCUGCAAAGAAAGGCAUUUUACGCCCUUUUGGAGUACGCAAUCUUACGUAAGAAGAAAGCAGUUCGAAUCGCCAGAGCUUUGGAAGUACGAAGAAACAGGCUUCUGCAAGCAGGUGUCAAACAGUGGAUGAAGGUUGGGUUUCACCUGGCAUCAGAGAGGUCAAGGUUGGCUCAAGAAAGACAGCUGGAGGUUGCUCAAUCGUUACACCAGUGCGUGUAUCGCUGUGCAAUUCACUGGAGAAGAGUAACGGCCAAUAGAGUUCGACAAAGAGGAGGGAGACCGAGGCCCAAACGAGUGAUGAGUCCACAAUUUGAUGGACCAGGUACCACAUCACUGGAAAGUUCGCACUCAGCGCACUCGAUUCAGCCCUCGAUAUACCGCUGGCAAGUUGACAGGAUUGCCUCAGAAGCCUUUAAGGAGCGCCCCAAGCCAAGAAAACCUGAUUACUUAAGGGAGUCUUUUGACCUCGCCGAGAUUUCUAUGGCAACGAGCCUCUACCCACGCGUGUCGUCCGCUCGUAUCACAGCGAGAGAGGAGGAGGACGAAGCAAAACCUCGGACGUCCCCGCCUCGACCUUCCUAUCUAAGGAGAACCAUUAUUCAUCCCCACGAGAUGAAAGCUGGGGAAGAAUCCUUCAUGUUUCCCUCGUCUUCAGGGGAAGAAUCUUAUUCCGGCAGAGAAGGGUCAGAAAGCUUAGUGACAGAUGGGCGUGGCUCAUCGAAAGCUGUGGUCCAACCCAAAUUACAGCCUUUGCCUAAGCCAGUAUCAAAACCCGCUCAAAUUUCAGCUUCCGUUGCACCCACUAUCCACAUGAGUCCAACUGGAAGAGCAGAACGAAGAGCUGUGUUGUUACCUCCCUCGUCCUUCACUCUGCCCACUCGUGACAAAAGUAGUCCGCUGCAGCUCUCUUUGCCUGACGCAGCAGAGGUACGGGCCUCUUCCUCAACACAUCCUGCCUCAUCUCCCUGCACUUCCAUCGAAAGCGAAAAAGAGGCGGCGCCUAGUCCUUCAGCAAAGGUUUCGCCGAGAAAAAACUCUGAAGACGAAAACAAUGAAAAUUCUGUUGGAGAGGUCAGUGAAGAUGAAGACGCCAACGAAGAAGAGUUGGACAGAGAGGCUAAACGUGACAAAUUUAAGCUGGAUGUGAGAGAAGAAGCUCCGAAGAGCAGCUUGUUUGGUGAGCUAAAAAAGGAAGGGAAUCUCCAGGAACGUGUUAUCCACAUGAAGAAUACUCUACAAGAGUUUCACGACAUGAAAGUGGCCUACAGUCACAAAAAGAAACAGCGCGAUCAGCUGUCCGUGUGGGUUGAGGAACAGAUAAAGGAGCUGGGACCGAAUCACCAGGAUGAGGAGCUGUUUCAAACACAACAGUGCUUGCUCGAGUUGACUGUGGAAGUAAACGAAAUAGCCCAGAAAAUAAAACGGAGGCGACCCCUGGUUGAACAAGUGGCAUUGAAUAUCAGAGAACUGAUACAGCAAACAGGACGCUGGGGACCGGGCUAGCUGGUUUAUCCACUACUACUCGUGUAUGUCAGCAUGGUCGAGUCUACCAAAGCUGAACGUAUUCUUUGCCAUUUCUUACUUACAAAUGGAUACACAAGGAUUGUGGCUAAAGAGAAACGACUGUGGGACAGACUUGCUUUAAUAGAAAAUAAUAAAUAUCGAAUGCCAUGAGCAGAACUGAAAAGUAAACCAAAGCAGCCGGUGCAAGGUGCCAUGUCUGCGUAAGGUAGACUAAACAAGAGACAUUGUUGCAACUUUAUACAUUGAUAGUGAACGAUGGACACCGAUCAGUUGUACUCCCAGAAUACACUGCAAUUAAUUAAACAUGAACAAGGAAAUUAGACGUUCUCAGUUCUUCAAAAUUCGAAAGGGGCUUCGAAAAUACCAACUUAUCAAUUAAAAUAUUCAUUGGGAGUCUUUCCUUAACGAUUUCCCUUGCUUGUUCGUGAGCUGAAGUUUUCGAAAUGUAGGUUGUCUCUUGAGUACACUAACAGUGCAUAUCAACCUAAGAUAAUAAACACCACUAUUCUUUUGA